AUAUGAUUACUCAGUUCAUCCUGUAAACAGUGUUAUGACUGUGUAAUGAACCAAAGGAGGAUCAUGAUGAACUCUACACAGGUUUCUUAUUUCACACUUGCUGCCUACUUUGACACUGGACUGUUAAAAUACUUAUAUUUCAUGAUUGUUACAUCAUUAUAUAUUCUAACUGUUUGUGCCAAUGUGUUGCUGAUUGUGAUUAUCUGUAUGAACAGAAGUUUACAUGAACCUAUGUACCUGUUUCUAUGCAGCCUGUUUGUAAAUGAACUGUAUGCUUGCACAGGGUUGUUUCCAUUCCUUCUGCUUCAGAUCCUCUCUGACAUUCACACUGUUUCUGUUCCCUUUUGUUUCCUGCAGAUUUUCUGUUUGUACUCAUGUGCAAUUGUGGAAUUUUUCAACUUAGCCAUCAUGUCUUAUGACAGAUACCUUGCUAUCUGUUAUCCUCUACAAUAUAACAUACAUAUGACAUUUAAGAGGGUUGUCAUGCUUAUUGCAGUGACAUGGUUUCCCGCUUUUCUCAUAGUGGUUGGUACGAUAUCCUUGAGUUCCUCUUUACAGCUGUGUGGAAACAUCAUAAACAAAGUGUAUUGUGACAACUACUUUGUAGUAAAACUGGCCUGCUCUGACACCACAGUAAAUAACAUUUAUGGACUAUUUGUUAGUGCAUUCUCAGUGUGUGUUCCUCUAACUUUAAUUCUUUUCUCUUACAUCAGGAUUCUUAAAGUCUGUUUUUCUGGUUCUAAACAGACCAGACAAAAAGCUGUCAGUACCUGCACACCUCACCUUGCUUCUCUAUUGAACUAUUCUUUUGGUAUUUGCUUUGAAGGAUUACAGAGCCGGUUUAAUAUGAACAAUGUACCUAAUAUGUUGAGAAUAUUUUUAUCAUUAUAUUUUGUAACAUGUCAGCCACUCUUCAGCCCUGUACUGUACGGACUGAAAAUGUCUAAAAUUCGUAAUUUAUGUAAAAGUCUGUUCUAUUGGAAAGAGUAG
Lates calcarifer (barramundi perch) is the source of this 990-nucleotide messenger RNA. RefSeq names its product olfactory receptor 11A1-like. Bases 46 to 990 code for a protein of 314 amino acids. Gene Ontology annotation, cellular component: membrane. Lineage: Eukaryota; Metazoa; Chordata; Actinopteri; Centropomidae. The transcript has a single exon. The record is from RefSeq and is a predicted model, not a curated record. Gene Ontology annotation, biological process: G protein-coupled receptor signaling pathway. Gene Ontology annotation, molecular function: G protein-coupled receptor activity; olfactory receptor activity.